AAAAACUUGAUAUUGUCUCCCUCUCUCUCACAUAUGAAAAUUAGGGUUUUUCAGAGGGGUUUAGAUUUGAGAGCCAUUGCUUGCACCAAACGAAAACCCCUCAAUUUCUCAUUCAAAACCAUCUAUCUCCAUUGACGCGCACUUUCACAGCGUACAGUGUAGAGCUAGCUCCCAGAUGGUUCGCUCCAAUGGCGUCCGCCUCCUCCGAUCUCUUCCCGCCGCUAAACUCCUCCGAGACGCCGCCGCCAAAUCAGUUUAUAAUGGAGUCUUCCAAAGGGGCUAUAGGGUAUUCAAUUCAGGACCCUGCAAACCUUCCGGCAUUGUUGAAAGUUUUUCUUCAAAGGUCGGAAACAAUGUUAAUUUGAAGAGGAGGAUGCUAUUUGGAGCAGCUAAUACAUAUUGGGCAGGAUGUAGAUCCAUUCAUAGCACAGCAUCACUGGCAAGAGACUAUUAUGAUGUUCUUGGUGUGAGUAAGAAUGCAAGUUCUUCUGAACUAAAGGCAGCAUACUAUGGGCUUGCAAAGAAGCUCCAUCCAGACACAAACAAAGAUGACCCUGAGGCUGAAAAGAAGUUUCAAGAAGUUUCAAUUGCAUAUGAGGUUUUGAAGGAUGAGGUAAAGCGUCAAGAGUAUGAUCAGGUUGGCCAUGAUGCUUACAUAAACCCACAAGCCGGUGGUUUUGAAGGCAAUCCAUUUGAGGAUUUUGUCAAAGGCAUGUUCAAUCAGAAAUUUGGUGGAGAUGAUGUCAAGACUUCCAUCGAACUAUCAUUUAUGGAAGCUGUCCAAGGAUGUGCCAAAACUCUUACAUAUCAAACAGAUGUGCGGUGUAACACUUGUGGUGGCAGUGGGGUACCUCCGGGUACAAGACCUGAAACUUGUAAGCGCUGUAAAGGGUCAGGAGUGAUGUUUGUACAAGCCGGCAUAUUUAGGGUGGACCAAACAUGUGGCACAUGUAAGGGAACUGGCAAAAUUGUAAAGAAUUUCUGCAAGUCAUGCAAUGGUGCAAAGGUUAUCAAAGGAACAAAGUCAGUCAAGUUGGAUAUUAUGGCUGGUAUGGAUAGCAACGAGACCAUAAAGGUUUGCAGAAGUGGUGGUGCAGAUCCUGAUGGAGGUCACCCUGGUGAUCUGUAUGUUACUAUCAUGGUCAGGGAAGAUCCUGUCUUCCGUAGAGAAGGAUCUGAUAUCCAUGUAGAUGCUCCUUUAAGUAUCACUCAGGCAAUGUUGGGCGGAACCAUUCAGGUCCCAACUCUUACUGGAGAUGUUGUUCUUAAGGUUCGUCCUGGCACUCAACCUGGUCAGAAGGUGGUUCUGAAAAAGAAAGGGAUCAAGACAAAAAGAUCUAACACAUUUGGUGAUCAAUUCGUUCAUUUUAACGUCCGCGUCCCAAUAAACUUGACAGAGAGACAGCGUGAAUUGAUGGAAGAGUUUUCAAAGGAAGAGCAUGGUGAAAUUGAUAAUCAGAGAGCUGCUUCUGCUUCUGGGUGAAAACUUUUGCAGAAUUUGCAGUAGUCUCUAGAGAAGUUUUGUAGGAGUAUUUAUGGAAUGGUGUUAGUUUUGGUCCACUCCACUUUGGUUGUAUGUAAUAUUUGGCGCCAUAAGUGACAAUCACAACUUAAAUUAUAAGCUUAGAAGGCAAUUCCCUCAGGCACCUAUGGACCACAGCAUUCUUGGCUGUGCUGUAUAUAUUUUUCUUUAUAAAGGGUUCAAGUCACAAAUUGUCAUUCUUUUUCCUACUAUCUUAUAAAGAGGAACCUUUUCGUUUCUGAGGCAUGACAAACUUUCUGCAUUGAUUAUCACCAUAAAUUUUGAUUAAUUAUUCAUUUUUCUGGUGA
Messenger RNA from Lotus japonicus, 1830 nucleotides. RefSeq names its product chaperone protein dnaJ GFA2, mitochondrial-like. Gene Ontology annotation, cellular component: cytoplasm. The record is from RefSeq and is a predicted model, not a curated record. Gene Ontology annotation, molecular function: ATP binding; heat shock protein binding. The coding region runs from base 176 to 1483 and encodes 435 amino acids. The transcript is spliced from 18 exons. NCBI's taxonomy places the organism in Eukaryota, Viridiplantae, Streptophyta, Magnoliopsida, Fabales, Fabaceae. Gene Ontology annotation, biological process: protein refolding; response to heat.